Messenger RNA from Penicillium antarcticum, 798 nucleotides. Its product is annotated as phosphoglycerate mutase-like protein. NCBI's taxonomy places the organism in Eukaryota, Fungi, Ascomycota, Eurotiomycetes, Eurotiales, Aspergillaceae. Bases 1 to 798 code for a protein of 265 amino acids. Gene Ontology annotation, molecular function: phosphatase activity. Gene Ontology annotation, cellular component: cytoplasm. The record is from RefSeq and is a predicted model, not a curated record. The transcript has 4 exons.
AUGCCAACAAAGCUCCAUCUAGUGCGCCAUGCACAAGGAUACCAUAACCUCGGCCCCGAAUAUUGGAGCCUUGUUGAUCCGAUGUUGACAAAGGAAGGAAAACGGCAAUGUUUGGAGCUGAGCCGUAGCUUUCCUUCCAAAGAUGCCAUCGAGUUAGUAUGUGCUUCACCGAUGCGCCGUGCCAUUUACACUGGUUUGGAGGCGUUCGGCUCUGUUCUUCAAGAGCAACAAGGGACUAAAUUGAUUGCGCUGCCGGAUCUACAAGAGGUCAGCGAUUUUCCUUGUGAUGUGGGAAGCGACAUUGUCAGUUUGCGCAAGGAGAUCAACGACGCAAAUUUGCCAGUGGACUUGAGCUUUGUGGAAGGGGAUUGGACGAGCAAAACAGGGAGAUACGAAGGAACACUAGGAAAGCUUCGUGUCCGCGCUAGAGAUGCCAGGAAUUGGUUAAAGAAUCGACCGGAGAAAGAGAUUGUGGUUGUCAGUCAUGGAAACUUCUUACAUUUCCUGACUGAGGACUGGGAAGAUGGUUGUAAACAUGAUGCAACCUCCUGGACCAAUGUCGAAUAUCGAACUUAUGAGUUUGCCGAGGAGAAGAAUGGCUCCCUUGAACAAUUGGAUGAUGCCCCAUUGCAAGAAACGACGGAAUCACGUCACCGACGCGGGAAAUUCAAUACUUCGCCUACGCGCGAGGCUCAAAAGGUGAUAUGCGAGCAGAUGCUAAUAGGCUGGGCAGAGCAGGGAUAUCCGGUUGGCACAUCGAAAGAAAGUACCUCAGUAGAAGUUAUUGAGGUUGAAUGA